AUGUUAUACAUUUUCAGCCUUUUUUUGACUUGGUUUUUGUUUGGAUCCUUGCUUGUUGAAGCCAGGAGAAAUUUUUGCCCAGCAGAGGCGCUGUAUUCAAAUCCAUUCCAAAGCAGUACACUUAGCCCUUUGUCUAGGCAAGCGUCGGGGCCGAUUAGUUCGUUUUCAUCGUCCCCAUUUUUCCCAAGUCAUUCGCUAUCCGUUGAAGUGAAUUUACUUUCAAAGUUUGAAAAGGCUUUUGAAGAUCACUUUUCGUCGGUAAAACCAUCGGGAAGAUUUACCUUCAACCCAUCAGUACGAAGAUCAUCGGAACAGGGCCAAAGGGGGGAUGAUAGUCCCACAGAUCUUUCAAAUGGACUGUUUUCAUCUCCGUUCCCUUUGUCUUCAUCCAACUUUCCUGGAAAAGAUACCAGUACCUUUACGCGCCCCUCUCAAAGAGAAUUUGAGCACUCCACUUCAAGUCCAAUCAACUUUCCUGAAACAUGCAGGUCUGAUCCCUCAAAUUUAUAUGGUACAGAAGCUCCUUUAUCCAAUGAGUUAGGCACAAGUGUUCCUUCGCUUCCCUUUGCCCCUUCAGAUUCAUAUGCGUUUUCGAAUACCGAGUAUAAUGCAAACCUCAAGGGCUUUGAUCAUUCAUCUUCAAGUCGUAAAAACUCGGAUUUUCCAUUUACAACCGAGAUCUCAUCCGGUGAUAUGACCAGCCAAGGAUCGUCAUCAUCUUCAAAUGGAUUCGAUACUCCUUCUACCAGCAUAUUUUCUAGCAACUCGAAAUUUGAUCCGAGCUCAACUUCAAAGUCAUCCUCUUCAGGAAGUAGUCGAUCUGACUCGAGCGAUUCUUUCAGCACAAAGGACUCGUCAAGCUCAAUUACCACCAGUAGCUCAAGCUCUGGCCCGUCUUCGACCAGUGGUUUUGAUUCAAAGUCUUGUUCUUCCAGUUUAUCCUCCAGCUCGUCGGACCCGUCUUCUAGCUCAUCCUCCAGCUCUUCGGGCUCAUCCUCGAGCUCGUCGGACCCGUCUUCUAGCUCGUCGGGUUCAUCCUCCAGCUCUUCGGACCCGUCUUCUAGCUCAUCUGGUUCAUCCUCCAGCUCUUCGAGCUCAUCCUCGAGCUCAUCUGGUUCAUCCUCCAGCUCUUCGAGCCCAUCCUCGAGCUCAUCUGGUUCGUCCUCUAGCUCUUCAGAUCCUUCCUCUAGUUCUUCGCUAAAUGCCUGCUCAACCAGCAUAACCAAGAUUAGAGGGAAUGUAAAAUACGAAGAGGAUCACGAUGUUGAUGAAUUUAGCGACGAAUUUGGCUCGCUUGACAGAGCGGGUUCAUUGCCUCAUAAAUGCCAAACAAUAAUCGCAUACGACACUUCUUCCAUUGUCCUAAAAACGAAAUCAAACUUGGCUACCGUUUGUCCUGUGUAUGCGCUUUCCGCAUCAAAGGUUUCCCUUUUUGGCUUUGAAUCCUCCUUUGCAAAGCUGUUUGGUUGCGCUGAAGGUUGGGCUUAUGGAAGAUCAACUUUGAUUGCUUUUGAUUGGGCAGAAGCGGACCUCUAUGAUGAUACACGCACUAUUGUCCUAGAUAAUGCACAGGUCCGUCUAUAUGGCCGUUCAAAGGGCAUUUUGCAUGACCAGGCAUCUGCAGAGCUUUUUGAUGCAUCUAGAGCCUUCCUAUUUGAAAGAUCCGUGGCAUCAAUUUUCAUUGAACCGUUAAUGAAAAUCAAUGUUGCCGCAUUUAAUGACUCCAUGAUCGAUAUCCGUGGCUGCCGCGGGCUUGACAAUUUUUACACAAAAGGCCAACGCCACUCGUCUCUUUCUUCGUCGCUGUCUUCUCAUCAGUUUAGUCAUGGCUUGCUUUCACGAAGGAGGCUCACUCACUACCCUGUCAACGUAUAUUUAUAUGACAAGGCUACUCUAAGGCUUCCCAUUCGUUGCCAACAAUAUGUUACGGUUGUGAGAAGAGGCCCCAAUUCGUUUAUCAGCAUAGAUUCCACCCUUGACUCAACGUUGGAAGACUCUGAAACCCCAACAGGCGCAUUGAUUGGUGAAAAAGGAGAUACCCUUGAAGGAAGUCUGGAAAUAGCAGAAAAAGCGGACAUUGGCAACCUUGGUUUUAUUUUUCCGACUUCACAAGACGCAUCUGUGCAGAACAUUCGUAGAGAUGAUGGCGCCAAUGAAAUUAUAAAUCUCAAUGCAUUUCCUCCGGGUUCUCUCAAUAAGACCGCUUCGGCUGCGUAUGCGAAUACGCUUUCUUGGAUUGGCACUGUGAUUUUGCUUCCCAUUUUUGUUCUUGGAGCUGCCAUCGUUUUAUAA
Molecule: messenger RNA, 2292 nt
Organism: Mitosporidium daphniae
Lineage: Eukaryota; Fungi; Microsporidia
Exons: 1
Coding region: 1-2292 (763 amino acids)
Source: RefSeq, a predicted model, not a curated record